Messenger RNA from Condylostylus longicornis, 1468 nucleotides. RefSeq names its product PCI domain-containing protein 2 homolog (gene PCID2). Gene Ontology annotation, biological process: transcription elongation by RNA polymerase II; poly(A)+ mRNA export from nucleus; post-transcriptional tethering of RNA polymerase II gene DNA at nuclear periphery. The record is from RefSeq and is a predicted model, not a curated record. The transcript has 3 exons. Gene Ontology annotation, molecular function: RNA binding; double-stranded DNA binding. Gene Ontology annotation, cellular component: transcription export complex 2. Bases 206 to 1399 code for a protein of 397 amino acids. NCBI's taxonomy places the organism in Eukaryota, Metazoa, Arthropoda, Insecta, Diptera, Dolichopodidae.
UCAAAAUAGAGGCUUCUGCAAACGAAUUUUGUGCCCAAACGAAUUUUUGCAUCUUUUCUGCUUAGGUAAAGACUGGUGCUGAUGAUAUACAUCAUUUAGGAUUUUAUUGAUUUUAUUAGAAUAAUUAUUAAAAUUUUAUGAAUUUUUGUGUUUAGUUAGCAGUUUCUAAUUUUUAACUGCUUCACACAAGAAAAAAGCAUUUAAAAUGUCUGGUACAUUAAGCGCUUAUUUAAGUGCCAUUCAAAGGUGUUGGAUAGCAAAAGAUGGUUACUUAGUUGCAGCAUUUAUUUCACUUAGUGAUAAACAUAUUUGCAAUAAAAAUUUAUACCUGGAAUAUCCCGAAAAUACAGUAGAUCGCUAUCUAAAACAACCCUUGAACGAAAUAGUUAGUUCUCAUUUAAAAGUGUUGUUUCAUUUAUGCAAUGACGCGAGGGAUUAUUCUGAGGCAUAUAAAACCCAAAGCCAUUGCGUUCAAAGUGUGGUAAAAAUGUUACAAUACCUAAAAGAAGAGAAUUGGUGUUUGCCAAUUAUGUAUAGAGUCUGCUUGGAUUUAAGAAUAUUAGCUCAAAAGUGUGAAGAAGAAGGAUUUCAUUCAAAACCGGGUGAAAUUCUUGAAAAGGCAGCCGAUUGCUUAAUGGCAUGCUUUAGGGUUUGUGCUUCAGAUAGCAGGUCAUCAGAGGAAGAUACAAAACGUUUGGGGAUGCUGAAUUUAGUAAAUCAACUUUUCAAAGUAUAUUUUCGAAUAAACAAAUUGCAUUUGUGUAAACCAUUAAUUCGUGCAAUAGACAGUUCGAUUUUUAAAGACGCAUUUCCUUUGCCAGAACAAAUUACGUACAAAUAUUUCGUUGGUCGUAAGGCAAUGUUUGAUUCGGAUUAUGCUUGUGCUGAUCAAUUUUUAAGUUUUGCGUUCGAAAACUGUCCAAACCAAUUCCCUCGCAAUAAACGACUAAUUUUAAUUUACUUAGUACCAGUUAAAAUGCUAUUAGGUUUUAUGCCUAAAAAGGAAAUUCUCAAAAAGUACGAUGUUCUUCAGUUUUAUGAAUUGGUGUCAGCACUUAAAUUGGGAAACGUUAGAAAAUUUGAUGAGGUUAUUCAAACACACGAAAUAUUUUUUAUUAAAUCUGGAAUAUACCUUCUUAUAGAAAAGUUGAAAUUUAUAGUGUACAGAAACCUUUUUAAAAAAGUCUACUUAAUUAAAAACACUCAAAAACUUGAUAUGCAAGAUUUUCAAGCAGCUUUGCAAUUUGUGGGUGAAGCAGAUAUGUCAAUUGAGGAAACUCAUUGUAUCGUAGCCAAUUUAAUUUAUGAAGGAAAAAUAAAAGGGUACAUAUCAUAUCAACAUAAUAAAUUAGUUGUAUCAAAGCAAAAUCCUUUUCCACCUCUAAAUGGAUCCACAUAGAUUUCAAUAGAAAAAAAUAGUUCUAAAAAUGUUCAAUUUUAAUAAAUUGUUAAUGUUACUAAAUUAUUA